UGAGAGAUCCAUAUAUAGGUUAAAAAGGGUCUUUCUCAUAAGUUUAAACUAGAGUAGGCUUUUCAGUUGUUAUCACUUUAAUAAAAUACUAAAUUUUUAUAAAAAUCAAAUAAUUUUUUUUAAGGAAAUAAACCGAAAUUCUUCUUUAAAUAGUAUAAAUGAAAUCGAUUAAAUAAUAAUUAAAAACUUAUGUGGAAUCAAUCCUUCCCAACUGCUUACAUCCAAAGCCAAUAACCAAUUAUUUAUCCUAUUUAUUAUAUGCCAAUAGUCUAAGGAUAUAUAGGAUAACAAGAAUUUCACUUCAAUAGUCAAUAUUUACAAUAGAUACCUUGCUUAUAAGAAAAGAAUAAUGUUAUGGAGGUAUCAAAAUUACCUACUGAAAGUUCUGAAGCUUAAAAAUAAGAGAAAUAAUAAGAGGAAAGUAAUAGUUCAAUAAUUAUGACAAAUAAACUGAAAUCAAAAAAAAGUUUAUCAGCAUUAAAUUUGUCUCAAAAAUCUACGAACAUAUAAAAAAAUUAUGCAAAAGCUAUAGUCUAAUACAUAAUUAGAUAGAGAAUUGAGAUAUUAAAAUAUUUAGGUGAAAAAUAAGGAAUAGAAUUUUUGAAAAUCUUAACAUAAUUAAAAAAUAAUAUAAAAAACAUUAAUCAUAUUAAGAAAUACUUUAACGAUGAUACCCAAUAAAAGUUGUUUAGAAUUAUAGCCAACAGAUUUCUUAAAAAAGAAGCUAUUGAAUAUGUUUAUAACUCAAACAUCAGAUCAACUAGCCAUCAUGUUUAAUACCGAAAUAAUAUAAGACUCAAUUUAUAUAAAUGCUGAAUCAAAAAUUAUCGAAAGCGAAAUGAAUUCUUUAUAUUCAUUUAUUUAUAC
Paramecium sonneborni is the source of this 867-nucleotide messenger RNA. Lineage: Eukaryota; Ciliophora; Oligohymenophorea; Peniculida; Parameciidae. The record is from the annotation of a GenBank genome assembly.